Grosmannia clavigera kw1407 is the source of this 2913-nucleotide messenger RNA. Its product is annotated as flavin-dependent halogenase O-methyltransferase bifunctional protein. NCBI's taxonomy places the organism in Eukaryota, Fungi, Ascomycota, Sordariomycetes, Ophiostomatales, Ophiostomataceae. Gene Ontology annotation, molecular function: O-methyltransferase activity; FAD binding. Bases 1 to 2913 code for a protein of 970 amino acids. The transcript is spliced from 8 exons. The record is from RefSeq and is a predicted model, not a curated record.
AUGGCCAGCGUUCCCCAGAGUUGCACCGUGCUAGUGGUGGGUGGCGGGCCCGGUGGCUCGUACGCAUCCGCAGCCCUAGCCCUCGAGGGCAUCGAUGUGGUCCUCCUCGAGGCGGAAGUUUUCCCAAGAUACCAUAUCGGCGAAAGCAUGCUCCCCUCUAUGCGACACUUCCUCAAGUUUAUCGGUGCCUACGAAAAGUGGGAUGCACACGGUUUCAACAUCAAGAAAGGGGGCGCUUUCCGUCUGAACUGGUCCCGGCCUGAGACUUAUACCGACUUCAUUGCCGCUGGUGGACCUGGAGGAUAUGCCUGGAAUGUGAUCCGUUCUGAAGCCGAUGAUCUGCUAUUCAAGCACGCCGCAGACUGUGGCGCCAAGACGUUCGAUGGGACGAAGGUGACAUCGAUCGAGUUUGCCCCCCAGGACCAAGUGGGCGAAGCGGGUGCCAACACGGUUGGCCGCCCCAUGUCUGCUACUUGGAGUCGCAAAAAUGGAAGCUCCGGUACCAUCACGUUCGACUAUCUCGUGGACGCGUCCGGUCGAGCCGGUAUGGUCAGCACAAAGUAUCUCAAAAACAGAUCCUUCAACCAAGGUCUGAAAAACAUUGCCAGCUGGGGCUACUGGAAGGGCGGUGGUGUACAUGGUGUUGGAACACACAAAGAGGGAGCGCCCUACUUUGAAGCUCUGAAAGACGCAAGUGGUUGGGUCUGGUUCAUUCCCUUGCACAACGGCACGCACUCUGUCGGUAUUGUGCAAAACCAGGAGAUGGCAAUCCAGAAGAAGAGGCAAAUGGCUGAGCCCUCUUCGCUGGGCUUUUACAAGGAGGUCCUGGAGCUCGUCCCUGGAAUCAAGGAGCUCCUUGCCAAUGCUGAGCUUGUUUCGGAAAUCAAGUCGGCCUCUGACUGGUCGUAUAGCGCAUCCAGCUACGCUCUUCCCGGCGUGCGAAUUGUUGGCGAUGCUGGGGCUUUUAUCGACCCUUUCUUUUCCUCGGGUGUGCACCUGGCCCUUUCUGGUGCGCUUUCGGCUGCAGCCACCAUUGCUGCCGCUAUCAGAGGCGAUUGUGACGAGGAGACGGCAUCGUCCUGGCAUGACAAGAAGACUGCCGAGAGCUAUACUCGCUUCCUUGUCGUUGUCUCUAGUGCACUGAAGCAGAUCAGAUCCUCUGACCAGCCUGUUCUACACGACUUUGACGAGGAAAGCUUCGAGAAAGCCUUUGAACUCUUUAGACCUGUGAUUCAAGGUCAGGUUGAUGCGGAUACCAAAGGGGGCUUGACUCAGGCAGAAAUUUCCAAGACGCUCGAAUUUUGUUUCAAGGCCUUCGCACACGUCUCUUUUGAUGAGAAAGAAGCGCUCAUCAACAAGCUCAAAGAACUUGGUCUUGAUGGCGACGUGCACGACGAGAACAACCGCAAGGCUCUGGAUGAAUUGGAGAAGGAGCUGACGCCCGAAGAGCGGGCUAUCCUCACGACGCUGAAAGGGCGGCGGAUGAUUCGACCAGAAGAUUCGCUCAACAUCGACAACUUCACCCUGGACUCGAUCGACGGCCUCGCUCCUAGGUUGGAGCGUGGCAAGCUGGGUCUGGCUGCGGCCAAGAAGGCAGAAGUCAAGUACACAACGCACGACAAGCUUUCGUAUUUGAACGGUGAAGCCCGAGCCGCAAACAAACUCGGGAAAAACGAUUACGCCGAGCCCCAAGGAAACUCUAUGACCAACGGGCACAAAGUGACAAAUGGACACAACGGCGUCACGGAGUCCGGGCCCGACAACAUGAAUAUAAACCAUGUGGCUGACCUCGUGGCCUCGUGGAAACAGUCUAGCAAGACCGCUCUCGAUGAGCUCACCAGACAUGGCCUGAUGUCGUCGUUGCACGAGGCCGCCGAGGAGCUCGAGACGCCCUACGACACCCUGACACGCCUUGUCAAUGCUGGUCGCCAAGUCGCACUGGUCAAGCUUGGUGGCGAUCUUGGCAUCUUCAAGACUCUCGCGGAGAGCAAGACGCCACUCUCCUCGGGCCAGCUUGCCGAGUACAGCAUGGCUGAGCCACUCCUGGUAGCUCGCAUUGUGCGCUAUCUGGUUGCCAAUCGUCUCGUUUACGAGGUGGAGCCCGACCGCUACGUCGCCAGGAAGGCUACUUACGCCCUUGCUGACCCGCAUAUUGAGAGCUCCCUGCGAUUCUUCCACACCGUCAGCAACCCCUCUUUCCAGGCUCUGCCAGACUACCUACGAGAGACGGGCUACCGGAAUCAAACAGCGGGAUCUGCGCUCCAGAAAGGUCUGGCCGCUGAGCAAGGUCUCUUUCCCUGGCUGAAGGAGAACCCAGACGUGUUGGGUGACUUUCAACAUCUCAUGAGCAUUCCCAAAGAGGGCAACGGCUGGGAUGUCAUCCCGCUCGAGCUUUCCGUCAGCAGCACACACCAAGGUCCGAUGCUGGUGGAUAUUGGCGGCAACACUGGUCAACAGGCAAGGCUUCUGGUGGCCAAGCAUCCCGAGCUCGCCGGCCGAGUCAUUGUCCAAGACCGCGAGGAGACCAUCAAGAGCGCCCCGGAAGUCAAAGGCGUUCAGCUGAUGGCACAUGAUUUCUUCGGACCUCAGCCCGUUAGGGGAGCAAGGUAUUACUACCUCAGAGCAAUUCUGCAUAACUGGGAUGAGGACCAUGCAGUCCAAAUCCUCGCCAAUAUCGUGCCUGCCAUGACGGCUGACUCGCUGGUACUGAUUGACGAAGUGGUCAUACCCAACAAAGGGGCUCACGUCUGGCCCGCCGGGCUGGACCUACAGAUGCUAACCCUCUUUGGGGGUAGCGAGCGGACAGCUCUACAGUGGGACGCUAUUCUCGAGAAAGCAGGGCUCAAGCCUGUCGUGGUCAAGAAAUACGCACCUGUUAUGGAGAGCUGUGUCAUCUUUGCGGCGCGGAAAUAA